GAUAGCGAGACAAUCAUGUUGGACGGACUCCAUGUAAAUGGUCAUGAUGAGACAAUAAGUUCAACACGUAUAAACAAUAUUCUGCUGAACCAGACACCAGCAGGUCCUGCACCCUCCAUCACUAGCCAGCGGCUUUUCUAGAUCCUUCACCCUUGUGAUAUCGAACUACCACUCUCACAAAGAUCUUUGUUGGUUCUGGUUUUGUAGCCCGACCAUACAUCCAGUGGAAUUGAGGUCUGGUUUCAAAAAAAGCUUCGAACAUAUUGCAAGUAAUCCGUCUUCCCAAAUUGAUACACAACUUCUCUUGAAGCCGGUCGUGAUUUUGCUAUAUCAGUUGGAGAAAUCAAAUUAAAUUCCCAAGUACGAGUAGGAUUCAUUACUUUGUGAGCUGAGUAGAAUGAACAGCCUUGAAAAAUUUGCUAGCUUCAAAGAUGGAUCUGGCUUUGCAGCUGAAACAGUGCAAAUGGCACAGCAAGUAACGAUAUUGCCUUCUAUAUUCGUUGGUGAAGUUAAUGUCGGCAGGAGUAGGAGUAGGACCAAUUAUAGGAAAAAAUUUAGUCCACUGGCCAUCCAAGUGCCUUUUUCAUCAUUGCCAGCGGAAGAGGGUGGAAAUCUGACAGAAUUCAAAAGGAUCACUGGCUCAGACACAGCUCUAACAAGAUGCAAAGUACCUGAUUCCUGGAUGGGCCAUGAGAAUACUGUGGGAAUCAUUGGUGGCUUAUCUGCUUCCUCAACAGCUAUUUUCCUGGCAAAACUUGUUUGGGGGAGUUCAAGGAACGAGAAAGAAUCCGUGCCUUUUAUUGUCUGCAGUGACUCAACCAUAAAGAGUGAGCUUUCCAUGAAUAGUACUCGCAGCAAUGAUUCUCGAAUUCAAUUGCAUCGUGGAGUAAUUAUAGAGAAUUUGAGAUGCAAAAUGGCAUUUUUGGAGCAGUCUGGAGCACGAUGUAUUGUCAUGCCAUGCCAUGUAUCUCAUGUCUGGUAUAGAGAGAUCUCCAAUGGAUGUUCAGUGACAUUUCUCAAUGCAGGAGACUGCGUUGCCAGUGAGCUCAAAGAAGCAAAACUAAAGCCACUUGAAGGUGGUAGUAAGGUGCGAGUUGGGGUGCUGGCAAGAGAUACACCUUUGGUGGGAACUUUCUAUCAGGAGAAGCUACAGCGUCAGGGCUUUGAGGUUGUUUUACCAGAUAAUCCAACCACGGAGCACAUAAUAAUUCCAGCAUUCGAAGCACUGAACCAAAAGGACAUAGAAGGGGCCAGAAAUCUUUUAAGGGUUGCAAUUCAGAUUCUUCUGGUGAAGGCUGUCAACAUCAUUAUACUAGCUGCUGAUGAAUUUCAAGGUCUUUUACCCGGCAGCGAUCCUCUUCUCAAGAAAUGCAUUGACCCUCUGGAUUCUUUGGCCAGAUCAACUAUCCAAUGGGCGAGAUCAACUAAAGAUGGCAUGGCACAUAGAACUUGGUUAACAAAUAAAUAGCACAAGGA
Messenger RNA from Coffea eugenioides, 1476 nucleotides. RefSeq lists its product as uncharacterized. The record is from RefSeq and is a predicted model, not a curated record. The coding region runs from base 398 to 1468 and encodes 356 amino acids. Lineage: Eukaryota; Viridiplantae; Streptophyta; Magnoliopsida; Gentianales; Rubiaceae. The transcript has 2 exons.